GAGGCGAGGCGAGUGGGGGAGGGGCGGGGGGCGGCGGUUGGGCAGCGUCGCUUCUUAGGAGGAGGAGGAGGAGGAGGAAGAGGAGGAAGGAGGGUGAGCGAGGAGGAUGGCGGAGUCGGGGCUCCUGACGGUAACCCGGGGCCGAUGAGGCGGAGGCUUACAACAGGCUAUUAUAACUACAAGAUGUCUUAUAUACAUCGCAUGGAAAAAAACCCUGUAGUAAAUACACAAAAGAUAACGAGAAAGCAUCUAACUACCAAAAAAAAAAAAAUCACAAAGGAAGACAUUGAGAGAGGAUGAAAGAAAUAGAGGAACUACAAGAUAGUCAGAAAACAACAAAAUGACAAUGGCAUUCUAAUGAAUCAUUGAUUGACCAGCACUAUUUUACCAGUUGGAAUGAAUUAUCAGAAAUGGGCAUAGUACUUUUAGAUCCAACAUGUAACAGAUGGAUGUUACUCCUUGCUGAUUACUUCUUUAAGCCAACACUGUUUUGAUUGUGUAGGAUCUUUAUCUCUUCAUCUUUGAAUUCACUUACUGGAAAAUAAAAGGAGUUCAUGUAGUUUUUGUCCAGGCUUGAGUCACCAUGAGUAGUAGUUUAGGAAAAGAAAAAGACUCUAAAGAAAAAGAUCCCAAAGUACCAUCAGCCAAGGAAAGAGAAAAGGAGGCAAAAGCCUCUGGAGGUUUUGGGAAAGAAAGCAAAGAAAAAGAACCUAAGACCAAAGGGAAAGAUGCCAAAGAUGGAAAGAAGGACUCUAGUGCUGCCCAGCCAGGGGUGGCAUUUUCAGUUGACAAUACGAUCAAAAGGCCAAACCCAGCACCUGGGACUAGAAAAAAAUCCAGCAAUGCAGAGGUGAUUAAAGAGCUCAACAAAUGCCGAGAAGAGAAUUCAAUGCGUUUGGACUUAUCCAAGAGAUCUAUACACAUAUUGCCAUCAUCAAUCAAAGAGUUGACUCAAUUAACAGAACUUUAUUUAUACAGUAACAAAUUGCAGUCCCUCCCAGCAGAGGUGGGCUGUUUAGUAAAUCUCAUGACACUGGCUCUAAGUGAAAAUUCACUUACCAGUUUGCCUGACUCUCUUGAUAACUUGAAGAAGCUGCGGAUGCUUGAUUUACGGCAUAAUAAACUGAGAGAAAUUCCUUCAGUGGUGUAUAGGCUGGAUUCUCUCACCACUCUUUACCUUCGCUUUAAUCGUAUAACUACUGUGGAAAAGGACAUUAAAAACUUGUCAAAACUCAGCAUGCUUAGCAUUCGAGAGAACAAAAUUAAACAACUACCUGCUGAAAUUGGUGAAUUAUGUAACCUCAUUACGCUGGAUGUAGCUCACAAUCAACUUGAACACCUUCCAAAGGAGAUUGGAAACUGUACACAGAUAACCAACCUUGACUUGCAGCACAAUGAACUGCUAGACCUCCCAGAUACUAUAGGAAACCUGUCCAGUUUAAGUCGUCUUGGUCUGAGAUAUAACAGACUGUCAGCAAUACCCAGAUCAUUAGCAAAAUGCAGUGCACUUGAAGAAUUAAAUUUAGAGAACAAUAACAUUUCUACUUUACCAGAGAGUCUUUUAUCAAGUCUUGUGAAAUUGAAUAGUUUGACCUUAGCUAGAAAUUGCUUCCAGUUAUAUCCAGUGGGUGGUCCAUCUCAGUUUUCCACCAUCUAUUCCCUCAAUAUGGAACACAAUCGAAUCAAUAAAAUUCCAUUUGGAAUUUUCUCCAGAGCGAAAGUAUUAAGUAAGCUGAAUAUGAAGGACAAUCAGUUAACAUCACUUCCCUUGGAUUUUGGAACUUGGACCAGUAUGGUAGAAUUGAAUUUAGCCACUAAUCAGCUCACAAAGAUCCCAGAAGAUGUGUCUGGUCUCGUUUCUCUUGAGGUUCUUAUCUUAUCAAACAAUCUUCUAAAGAAGCUUCCCCAUGGUCUUGGAAACCUUAGGAAGUUAAGAGAGUUGGAUCUAGAAGAGAACAAAUUGGAAUCCUUGCCAAAUGAGAUUGCAUAUCUUAAGGAUUUACAGAAAUUAGUCUUGACAAACAACCAGUUGACCACUCUUCCCAGAGGCAUUGGUCAUCUUACCAAUCUCACACAUCUGGGCCUUGGAGAGAACCUGCUUACUCACCUUCCUGAAGAAAUUGGUACACUGGAGAACCUGGAAGAACUGUAUUUGAAUGACAACCCCAAUCUGCAUAGCCUUCCCUUUGAGCUGGCACUCUGCAGCAAGCUUUCAAUCAUGAGUAUUGAGAACUGUCCACUCAGUCACCUUCCACCUCAGAUUGUUGCUGGGGGGCCUUCUUUCAUCAUUCAGUUCCUAAAGAUGCAGGGUCCGUAUCGUGCCAUGGUUUGAUACAAAUCUGCUGAUCCCACACACUGUUCAAAAAUAGACUGCCAUUAAUGUUUCUUAUCUAUAUCUGUAUCUAUUUAUGUAGAUAUUGAUAUAUGGCAGAUUUAUAAAGAUUGCAUUAUGUGUUUCUGCUAAUAGAGGAAUCAUAGCCAUUUAGAAUUUUUUUUAAAUUCUGUACAAAAGGCUUAUAUAAGUUUUCUUUGCUGAAUUUGAUGGAUGUUUUUCUGUUGUAUAAUCUGAUAUGCCAGUUUGCUUAAAACAUUUGCCAACAGAUUAUGAAGUUAUUAAAUUUAAGGGACAGAGGUAGUAUAGUUAGAUAUACUUUCUGUUAGGAAAAAUAAUGGGCAAAUAAUUUUGUUGCAACUUUUCAUAUACUCCCCUUACCAAUUGUUGUAUCUUUUUAGUAUUGUAGUCCCUGAAGGUAGAAUUUUUCUUUAACUUAUUUUGAGAUUUGAGAUUUAAAUUUUAUGUAUUGUUUACAGUCAGAGUAAAUCACUGGAUUUUUUUGUUUGUUUUGAUUUGCUCUGUUUUAUUCAGUCAAAUCUAGAGUUUGUAUCCUCUGCUAAAGAAUUUGCAUCAGCUGGUUUAAAUAGUGAAAGGUAUUUGUUAAAAAAAAAAAAAGCUGGCAAAGUGAAAAGACAUGGUCAGAAAUCUAGAAUUUCUUUAAUUGUGCUUCUCUUAUGAGUUGUGAAGCAAAAGACCUGAAGUGAGUCUUUGGGUAGGGGAAGGGUAUUGAGACCUUUUCUAGUAUGAAUAUUUUUUAAGUUUGGGGGAAGAGAAACUUGUAGUGAAAGGAGUUUUUUUCAUUCCUGAAAGUUGCAGAUCCACAAAAACUAACUGGUUAAUUUGGCAAAUAAAUAAAUUACAUAUAAACACACACAAUCUAUAUAUGUAUAUACAAUGCUAUAUAGAUAUGUAUUUAUUAUAUCAUAAACUACAGUAGGUAACUUUAAGGAUUUCUUCCUAUCCUUGUACAAUGACAUGAAUGUCUUUGAAAACUGCAAUAUAUGUAUGUUUCAAGGUUAUUUAACAGUGUACUAUGGUUUUAUAUCUUGACUUGCCUUGUACAUCUUUCAAUUCUGGAAUAUCUGUGUCUAAGCACAAUAUCUUCACACUGUGCUGUAUUGCUGCUGAACUAAAUGCACUUUUCCCCACAUGUGGGACACUGGCUUCAAACAAUUCGGUUCGGUAUCAUUACUUUUAAUCUCAUCUUUCCUUUCUUGGUAGUUGUUCAUACAGUUAUGGAAAAGAGGCACAUUGCAUAGAAGCCAUUGGGGAGUUCAGUGGAAGUUCUGUAAGAUGUGCAUGUACUAUUUGAUAUAUUUUCUUUUGCUUCACUGCUUUUAGUAGUUAGCAGUAUUGUUGGUCUAAGUCAGUUUGAUUAUUGAGGAGACUCAGAGCGACUGUGUUCUAGAUGUCCUUAAAAACUCUUCCCAUAUAAUUAAUAGCUAUUUUGUAUAAUUACAUAUUGCUGCUUGUUUUUUUUUUCCCCAUUUAGUUGGGUGUUGUGUUUUACACAAAACUAUUUUUGAAUUAAGGCUAUGAUACUAAGAAAUUUGGACUGUUGUUCUGCUUUUCCUGGCACUCAAAAUCAUGAUUAGAUUUGAGGUCAAACCUAUGUUGGUAAUUGGAGGUUUUAUAAGGAUCAGUUGAGAAAUGGAAGGCAGGUGAAGAUAUAAAACCCUAGAAUGCUUAAAUGUGCUGUAAAACUAUUGUAGAUGUCACUGGAUUUUACCAAGUAAUAUCCUUUCUUCUUUUUUUUUCCGUCUACUGUGGCUUUUCAGUUAAAAUUUUGUUUAUAAAAGGAAUUUCUUUAUUACAGCUCUACCUAGA
Molecule: messenger RNA, 4162 nt
Organism: Callithrix jacchus (white-tufted-ear marmoset)
Lineage: Eukaryota; Metazoa; Chordata; Mammalia; Primates; Cebidae
Gene: SHOC2
Product: SHOC2 leucine rich repeat scaffold protein
Cellular component (GO): cytoplasm
Molecular function (GO): protein binding
Source: RefSeq, a predicted model, not a curated record